Molecule: messenger RNA, 1124 nt
Organism: Chenopodium quinoa (quinoa)
Lineage: Eukaryota; Viridiplantae; Streptophyta; Magnoliopsida; Caryophyllales; Amaranthaceae
Product: probable F-box protein At5g04010
Exons: 1
Coding region: 126-917 (263 amino acids)
Biological process (GO): SCF-dependent proteasomal ubiquitin-dependent protein catabolic process; gibberellic acid mediated signaling pathway
Cellular component (GO): SCF ubiquitin ligase complex
Molecular function (GO): protein binding
Source: RefSeq, a predicted model, not a curated record
UUUCAUACAUAUACCAUCACAUUAAUAUUUAUAACAACAAUACUAGCUAACACAAAAAUAUCAUCAAUCCAAAUAAUAAAAUUCCAAAUUUUAAGAUCAUAUAUAUUAUUUCUUCCAUUAAUAUCAUGCAAAUAAAUGAUGAUGAUGAUAAAGUGAUGUUAUUAUCAUCACCUCCGUGGGAAAUCUUAAACCUAGUUUCUCAUUACUUAGACCCAAACACCUUAGCCAUUGCCACGUGUGUGUCUAAAACAUGGUCCACGUGUUUCUCCUCCGACCACUUGUGGGACCCACUUUGCACGGCCACCUUCCCCACCCUUGCAACCACCCUCGGGUCGGUAGCCGCCUCGCUCCCUCGCCACCGCCUCUACGCUCUCGGCCACACCGCGGCCCUUUGCCGCCAAUGGAAGCCUCGUAAGCCUCGGCUCUCCCUCGACCACCUUCUCUUUGUCAUCGCGGUCCACCUCCCCGGUGGAUCGUUGAAUAUGAUCAAGCCAUGCAUCGACAUGCGGAGGGACCCACACGGGUUGUUUAGGUUCGACGUUGAGGUGGUGGAGGAGAGGGAGUUGAGCUUGGAGGAGUUGAAGGAGGCGAAGGUGACGUGGACGGUGGCGGAGAAGGAAUGGAAGGCGGUGUUUGUGUUAGCUGAGGAGAGUGUUGGGAAGUUGGCUUCUGGUGUUGACGGGUUCUUUUCAAAGGAGUUGCCGUCGCCCGGGUGUUGCUCGAACACCAUGUCGAGCGGGCUCGUGGCGGAUAUUCGAUUCGGGUUGAAGGAUAGUCAAGAUAGUAGCAGGAGGAGUAGUGGUGAUAGAAUGAGUAGGAUUGAGAAGGUGAGUGUUGGGGUUAUGAGUGUGCUUAAUUGGAGACAUGUUAGUGUUGAGGAUGUCCUAUUUUACUUGGAGCACUUCCUUCAAGUUUGAUUAGGAUCGGAUGUCAUCAAGUACUCGCUCUGUCCCUUAAUAUCUCACUUAUAAGGAAAUUAUUAGGGCAAUUUUGAAAGAAAGGGUGUAUACAAAUUUUAUCUCCUAAUUGGUAAUUAGGAAAUCAAGAUAUAUCGUUCAAGACGUACUCAAUAGUGUAGUAUUUUUUUUGUUUUGUAUUUUUAUGUUCUACUUUUGUAGGUUGGU